CUGCAUCGGCAGGAGCAGGCUCUUGUGUCUGCUGGGCCUAGUAUUCACUAAUGAUUAUUAUUAAUGCAUUCAGUGGUAAAGGCUGUUACCAGCAGCUCAUAUCCAACGAGCGGAGGAUCAGGGCAGGGUACAUGAGGAAAUACAGACGAUGAAAGAAAGCUAUGGCGGUGCGGAGACAGAUCCUGUGAGAUUAGCCUGACGUUAGCAGAAACGCUCUGUGCACUGAGGAGCCGCACACAUAUACAAUAGAAUACAGGUUAUCCAAACAACUUGAUGUCGGUGUGGGGUCCAUGACCAGAAGUUAGUCUUAGAACCGUCAGGAUGGACAAGAGCAGGAGUCACAUGACUGAGAGGAUAUUAAGCCUCACCCUGGAGAUCAUCUACCUGCUGACCGGAGAGCAUUAUAUACCUAUGAAGAAGGAGACUACUGAUAGUCUGACCCCCAGCAGUGGCUCCUGCAUGUCAGGAGGACUGAGCAGGACCCAGAGCCCCAUCAUGGUGCCUCCACCUCACUCGCUAACACAUGAGAGAGACCGUGAACAGAAGAUCCUGGAACUCACCAACAAGAUCAUUCAGCUGCUGACUGGAGAGGUUCCUAUAAGGUGUCUGGAUGUCGCUGUCUAUCUCUCUAUGCAGGAAGAGGCGUAUAUAGAGGAACACAGGGAUCUGUACAAGGACGUGAUGGUGGAGCAACUUCUGCCCUUGACGUCUGUGGAUGGGUCCAAUAACAGAAAUAAGCUGGAGACAUAUCCCACUCCUCUUUAUCCGGAACAUUCUACAGCGGAAGAUUACAGUGUCCCACAGGACUAUCAGGAAGAAAACUUGACCAAUGUUCCUACCAAUGUAUUACAGAUUGAUGGUAGAGGAACAAUGUAUAUUAAGGUUGAGCAGGAGGAAAUUCCUACAGAUAUGAGCCAAGUACACGGACACAGCAGCAGGAGUUCCUGUCAGAGACCAACUAUUUUCUCUCAGGAUUGUGAGACAAAAGAUAUCAUCACAGGAGACUCUGGAGGAGAAAACCCCAUUAUCCCCACAUCAGUACUGCACAGUGCAGACCUAUCACCUGAUCUCUCCAAACACGACGCAUGUUUACCUCAUAACUCAGAUACCGUUACACACAACUCUAUCCAUGACGGGGGUGGAAGGUUUGCAUGUCCAGAAUGUGGGCAGUGUUUUACACAGAGGUCAGAUUUGGUUGAACAUGAGGUUAUUCACAAAGGGGAGUUUGUUAAGCAUAAGAGAAUUCACACCGGCGAGAAUCCAUUUACGUGUACUGACUGUGGGAGAUGUUUUACAAAGAAAUGCAGUCUUGUUACUCAUCAGAAGAGUCACAAAAGUGAAAAGACUUUUGGAUGCUCGGAUUGUGGGAAAUGUUUUAGAAAUAAAUCAAGUCUUGAUGAGCAUUUUAAAAUUCACACAGGAGAAAAGCUGUUUCCAUGUUCUGAGUGUGGGAAGUGUUUUGCACGAAAGUCGUAUCUUUUAAAACAUCGACUGAUGCAUGUGGGUGACACACCCUUUCCGUGUCUCGAGUGUGGGCAGUCUUUUGCAUGCAAAUCAUAUCUGGUACGACAUCAGAGAACUCACACGGGGGAGAAGCCAGUUUCCCGUUCUGGGCGUGAGACAAGUUUUAUACAAAAACUAAGUCUUAUUGAUAAUCAGACCACUUACACCAGGAAAAAGCCGUUUCCUUGUACUGAAUGUGGGAAGUAUUUUGCGUGUAAUGCCACUCUGGUUAGACACCAGAAAACUCAUACGGGUGAGAGGCCCUAUCCAUGUUCUGAUUGCGGGAAAUGUUUUACAAGAUCUGAUGUGCGUGCAAAACAUCAGAGGACUCACACAGGCCAGAGACCAUUUUCCUGUUUUGAAUGUGGAAAAAGUUUUACACAGAAACAAAAUCUUGUUGAACAUCAGGCCAUUCACACACGUGCAAAAUCGUAUCUAUGUUCAGAAUGUGGAAAAAGUUUUGCAAAGAAACAAAAUCUUGUUGAACAUCAGGCCACUCACACACGUGCAAAAUCCUAUCUAUGUUCAGAAUGUGGAAAAUGUUUUGCAUGUGAAAAAACCCUUGCUCGGCACCAGAGAGUUCAUGUGGGCGAAAUGGACCCAAUGGAAAUGUGCUGAGUGUGGGAAAUGUUUUACACAGAAGUCACAUCUGGUGAGGCAUCAGAAAUCUCACACGCGAUUAUACAACUGAAAAGCUGUUCGUAAAUCUGUAUUAAAUUAGAAUAUUUUAUCCAAAGAGCAAA
Messenger RNA from Pseudophryne corroboree (corroboree frog), 2246 nucleotides. RefSeq names its product gastrula zinc finger protein XlCGF57.1-like. The transcript has 8 exons. Gene Ontology annotation, cellular component: nucleus. The coding region runs from base 322 to 2121 and encodes 599 amino acids. Gene Ontology annotation, molecular function: RNA polymerase II cis-regulatory region sequence-specific DNA binding; DNA-binding transcription activator activity, RNA polymerase II-specific. Gene Ontology annotation, biological process: regulation of transcription by RNA polymerase II; urogenital system development; embryo development. The record is from RefSeq and is a predicted model, not a curated record. NCBI's taxonomy places the organism in Eukaryota, Metazoa, Chordata, Amphibia, Anura, Myobatrachidae.